Rhagoletis pomonella (apple maggot) is the source of this 729-nucleotide messenger RNA. RefSeq lists its product as uncharacterized. The record is from RefSeq and is a predicted model, not a curated record. Bases 1 to 615 code for a protein of 204 amino acids. Lineage: Eukaryota; Metazoa; Arthropoda; Insecta; Diptera; Tephritidae. The transcript has 4 exons.
AUGGAUCCUACUAAGCAACUUGGAAUUGGAUUCAUUUUCAAUACAACUCACAACAGCAAAGAGACAGUGAGGACAGAGCAGCUGGCGCGUCGAAAUUUUCAGAAAAAAUGGGCCAAACUUGGUGAUGAAAAAUUGAAUAAAUUCUAUAACCAAAAUGAAGUCAACCAGCAAUUGAAAGAUGUACUCAGAAAACAAGAACUAUGCCCCUUCAAAUAUACCGGUCAAGGUGAUUCAUAUUUCCUUUCACCCGACAUGUACAACUCAUUGGUAGCCAAAUGUCGUUGUGGUCGUCAGCGAAGUGAAACACAUAUUUUAAAAUGUUUGCAAAAGACAGAAAAUAUAUUUAAUAAAGCAGCAUCUUCAAAAGCUGUUGAGGUCAACAACGCUUCUAUGCAAGAGCAGAAUGCUAAAAAUGAAGGCAAAUCCGUGAAAAUUGAUGGCAAAUGCGCUGCUGACGUGUCACUACCAAAAACUACAAAUUCUUUGAUUGGUUGGCAAAAACGUCCUUCUGGCUAUAAGGAAUGGGAAAACUCGAUGAAGCAUAUUUCACCAAUCGCCACUAUGACUGGACCACGUCUGACUCAAACAGCAUACCAUGUUUUACAUAUUGCCUAAAUUUAUAACAAUUAUUUACAUAUGUACUUGUAUGCACAUACAUUCCAACUUACGUUCAACAAAUACAAAAGAAACAUAGUUACUUUGAAGUUGUGUAAACCAAAUUCAUUUUAA